This is a messenger RNA of Schistosoma haematobium, 6035 nucleotides long. RefSeq lists its product as uncharacterized. The transcript has 2 exons. The record is from RefSeq and is a predicted model, not a curated record. Lineage: Eukaryota; Metazoa; Platyhelminthes; Trematoda; Strigeidida; Schistosomatidae. The coding region runs from base 259 to 948 and encodes 229 amino acids.
UUUAAAUUAUCUUAUUCUGUACAAAUAUUUUUAUCAAAAUUAUUUUUAAUAAAGAUAUAUUAAUCCCAAUGAGUAGUCCUUGUAUAACAUCUUGGCUGAUUAUUAUUAUUAUUAUUCUACUGUACCUUUUCCACUGCACAUCUAGUAUUUUCUGUUUAUUUCAUUGUUGUUGGCCUUCUGUUUCAUUUCCAAGAGCACUCUGUUCCGACUGUUGCAUCAACACAACAAAGACGGACCCAGUUAUUCGCUCUUAGAAAAAUGAUACGAGUAAUGGACAAGGAACAUCAUGAAAUUUUAGCAGAUUUAAGGGUUCUCAGGUCUGAUCUUCGGUUCCCUGAACUAUAUGUGGAAAUGUUUCAAUUAGCUGAUAGUGCAUCAGCGCUAUUUUCCGCUUCUGCUCAAGCUGUAACACUAGCCUGUUCUGGUGUUCUACAAUCCUCAUUAGGAUCUUUUCAAAAUUCUCAGUUAGCAUCAACUUCUUUAAAUAAUAAUCAAUCUAAUUUAAAUAUAAAUAAAUCAUCUGAUUCGACAGUAAAUAAUAGUGAUUUUAUUCUAUCCGUUGAUCGAUGGGAUGCAGGUCGACUUGCUUUAACUGUUCCAGCAGCAGCCGCAGCUGCAGCUGCAGCAGUUGUUGCAUUAACUGAACAAACUUCUAUAUGUCAAAAUAAUAAUAAUAAUCAGUUAUUACUACAACCUAAUUCUCAAUUGUCUUCAACAUGUGCAUUUCCUCAAUUCUCCAAUUCAAUUGUUGUCGGUUCAUCAUCAUUAUUGUCAACCAAUGUUAGUCUUAGUUCGUGCCAGAAACGAGCUAAAAAUGAUGUAAAUCAAUCGGAUAAUACAACAUCUACUAUUCCUGUUUUUCCCACGAAUACCAAUAAUACCAUUGCUUUUAUCACUUCACCUUCUUCUUUUAUGUUUCCUAAUCAAUUACAUCAUCCAUCUUCUUGAUAUUUAUCUGCCUCUCUCUAUCCAUCUUGUUGUACUCUCAUACAAAUAUAAAAUACCCAGUCACACUAAAUUGAUCCUGUGUGUCUUACAUUCUUAAUGGUUAUCUUUUAAAUCUAUGAAAUACAUCUUUACAUUUUUUUCGAGAUCUAUUCGUCCAUCGAUUUUUUUUCUUUUGCCCUCAAAAUAAAGAUGAUGAUUAUGAGGCAACACAUUACACAAUUACAUAUUGAUUAAUUUAGUUUCUAUGAGACUGUAUCUCCUGGAUUUUUCUUGUUUUGUAUUUAUGUGGAUUGUUUUUAAGCUUAUACUUUUAUUAUUAUUUUUCUUUUCCAAAUCGAGUUUCUUUUUUCUCUCAACCUUAAACAUUAUCAUCAUUGUGUGUGUGUGUGUGUUGUACUUCAAUGAUUGUGUAUUAUUGAUUGUUUUUGUUGUACACUUAUUUUUUUUUGUUUGUAAUAUGACACACAUACAUUGCAAUGAACCUUUCUGUAAAACAAUUAAAAUGGAAGAAAUCUAACUGAUAUAUAUAUAUAUAUAUAUAUAUAUAUAUAUAUACACGCAAAAUCUACGGUAAUCAAUAAUUUAUUGUAUUUCUUUAUGGUGGUGUAACUCAGGUUAUAAUUUUCGGUCUAUUUAUUUAUUAAAUUAAUUUAAUUUAAUGAAAGGGAUUUAUAUUUUAUAUCUCUUUUACAACGCCUCUAAAAUUUACAUUGUAAAUGACCAUUUGUGUCUAUAUGUGUGUCUAUGUAUGUGUGUGUGUAUGUAGGUACAAGGAGAGAGAAAGUAACAACAACAACAACAACCACGACAAUGAAGAAGAAGAAUAAUAAUAAUGAAUUUUGCCAUUAGUAUAGUGUCAUUGUGUUUUGGUUGAUUUAUAUAUAUAUUUAUUGGAAUUGUUAUUGAUAUUGAUAUUAUUCGUCUUGAUAUUAUGGUCACAAUGUGGUGUAUACGUUUUAUUCAUUGUUUCCAUUCUAUCUUACUCAAAUUUAUUUAAAAUGAUUUCUGUUUAUUAUUCAUGGUUUUUCUUAAAGUUUCAAGCUUCUUUUUUUUCUUUUCUCAUUCUUUAUCUUCAUCUUUAUUCAAUAUUUCGUUUUUGUAUACUGCAUGCUAUAUGAAUUUUGAUUCGUUUGUGUAUUAUUUAAUUUAAGGUAUAUGCCCAGUGUGUGUGUGUAUGAUGUUGUACACUUGUCAAUCCAUAUUUUAAUAAAUAUGUUCCCUUUUAUUUUUCAAUAUCACUAAUGUGUAAUUUUAUUAUUAUUAUUAUUAUCACCAUCUCAGGGAAUAAUGAACUUUUACUAUGACUAAUAAUAUCAAAUUUGUUAUAUAAGCAGUAAUACUACUUACAAGUCAGUGUAUAUUAUUAUUAUUAUUAUUAUUAUUAUUAUUAUUAUUACUGUUUGAUCUAUCUGUCUAUCUCAUGGAACAUUUUUUACGUUUGCUUUCUACCUGCAUUACCUCGAUUCCAUUUUCCCCUCUUUAUCCACACUUAAUAUUGUAUACACAGGGAUACGUACAUGUAUUUAUCUAUCUGCAUAUACUUGUUACAAUCUUGUUCUAUGUAGAACAAUUUACCGUGCCACUUUUAUAUAUAUAUAUAUAUAUAUAUAUAUAUAUGCACUACUCGUACCCUUUUUUAUAAUACAUGAAUUUGCUUUUCCUAAAGUUUUACAAUGACUUAAUUCCGACCGAUGAUACCUAAAAACUCUGUUUUAUGGAGUCUGUAAAUGGUUAUUAUGAUGUUGUUUUUUUCGUCAGGAUAUGCUUUUAUAAAUUUCCAUAUUGAAAAUUUUUUGUUCUUUACCACUUUUGAGUUGCUUUUUUUACCUACUCCCCGUGUGUCUCUUCACUUCGAAUAUAUUCCUUUAUAUGACUUUAAUAAAACAGACUUGGAUUCGUGUGAGUGCAAUGCACAAACCCACAUACCAUUUUUUUGGAUUUUGUCUUCUAUUUUUACAUAUGUAUGUAUACGCGCACCCUAAAUACAGACACGUUUUGCUUUGCUUUUUUCUUACCCUACUCACUAUCUAUAUCAUGGUAACCAGUGUUGACGUCCUGAUUCAAGUACCCAGGUUUGUCUGUGUUCAGACGAUUUGUUUAUCACAUCUCGGUACACACAUGUGCUUAGAGACACACAUACAUUCAUUUUGUUGAAUAUCCGAUUAUGUUUUCCUACUGCUAGACCUUUUUCUUCACCUCAUUAAAGGAGAUCAGUCAUCUCAGAUGUGGAAACUAAAACAGUCAUAUUGUUAGUCUUGGUGUUUACUGUGUGUACACUCGUACCAUAUACUGUUCAUUGUUAUUUAUAAUACCAGGUAAUUUCUACACGGUUUUUGUUAUUAGUGUUAUUUUGGCCUAUUUAUUUCUCUCGUGUUACACUACAAUGAUCUUUUUUUGGUUUAAUUGUACUUUCGAAUACAACACAUGUACAUAUAUGCAUACACAUGUUUCUUCAUUCAUUAACACGGCAGGGAAUUGCAAAUAAUGUUGUAUUCCUUUCUUAUUUUUUAUUAAAAAAGACGCAGGCACUAAUUGGCUACCUCAUUUUGUCAUUAUCACAAAUUAUUAACAUUGUCAAUCAAACAACAUUGGAAUUAGAACUCAAAACAGGCCCACAUGCACACACACACUAAAAUGCACCUCACUGAUUCAAAAGUCGUAAUCGAACAAACAAGCAAUGUAUACAAUAUCUAUAGUGACUUUUUCAUCCUUUUUUAAUAGUAUUUCAACAACCUUUCUUCGUCUUAUUUAUUGAUUUCCAGUUCACGACAUCAAUUCGAUUGUCAUUAUUCUCUUUUUCUAUGAUGAAUUUCAAGAAUAUUAUUUUCUGCUUCAGGGUGUAUUCAUUUCAGCUUAAUCUUUAUUAAAGCGCCAAUCUGUCUCGCUACAUACAGAAAGAUGUGCGCCAUAUGAAUGAAACCAAUGUAAGUUUUCAUUGUAAUUUUACAAUAAACUAAUAAAUGCGCCAUUUUUUUAAACAAAAAUUCUUCUUUUCCUUUCUAAGUAUUGAUAAAAUAUGCUGAUAUUUUAUUCCAAUGCAUGUUUCUAUCUGUGUGUACAAGUGAAUGAUUUUAUUUUUUUUUGGGGGGGGAUCUAAUAAUCAAUAGAAAGAUAAAUUAAAAGAAGAAAAAAAAGAAAAGAAACGUGAUCAGUUUCUCUUUUUUUUCUUCUAAUUUUGAAUCCCUGCAAUUUAUCGUCUCCUAUGAGAAGUAUAUUGUCAAGUAAAAUUUAUUUAAAACAGCUUCAUGUAAACUAUUUUUUCCCUUCAUUUUAUUCACUAUACUAUUUAUUAUUGUUAAUAAUAGUAUAUUUUAUAAUUGUAAUUAUUAUAAAUAGUAGAAUUGGUCAAUUUAUAUAGCGCCUUUUCUUUUGUUUUUAAUUGUUUUAUUUAUUUAUUUAUUUAUUUAUUCAUUACUUCUAAGUUGUCUAUUUCAACUACAUAUUGAUCGAUUUAUUUAUUGAAUGAAUAUGUUUUGUUCUUUCUUUUACCCUCCCUCCUUUCUCAUUCUCACUCUCUUUUAUUCACGAAUUUCUUGUCUCUUUUGUUGUACGUACAUAUGUGUGUGUGUGUUCGUGCGUGCGAGCGAGCGAGCGUGCGUGUGUGCAUAUAUUGUUCUGAUAUAAUUAUGUUACAAUUACAAACAGAAUAUAAAUAGACAUACUUGUAUACAUGCUACUAGACAUACAUACAGUUUAACCAUUUUGUGCCUGAUUAUAACUUCUUUUUCUUCUUCAUAAAUUCAAGAAAAAAAAAUGAAAUUUUAAUGAUAUUUGAUUUUGUUCUCCUUUUUUUUUUAUUAUUUAUUAUUAUUAUUAUCAAUUCUACUUUGAAUGCGCCAAUCAUAGUUAUUAAUCAGUCAGGUAGUUGUAUGCACAUUUUUAUCCAUUUGUACUUCUAUUCUGUACUGUAUUCUAUUAUUGUAAUGACUAUUUAUUGUAUCAGAAUAUGAGUUCAAUAAAACGGAACAUGUAUGUGUAGGUAUAUCUUUUCAAGGUUAUAUAUAUAUAUAUAUAUUCCUUUACUUCACUCCAUUUUACACACAUCUAUACUCAUAAAUAUAUACUUCCAUAACAAUUACAUUACCAUUGCCAUACCAUUCUCUUGCUCAGGUAAUUUAUGAUCACCGGUCAUCUUGUUCAUGUGUUUUCUUUCUUUUAACAUACUUGUUUCUUGUUUCAUGACUUCAUUAGUAUAUGUGGGUGUACGGUGUUGUUUUAUGUUCACUUACGUACACUUGCCCUAUUUCACAUGUUAUUUAGUCUGAAUCCAUACAUUGGAAUUCCAUUCCCCAUGUUUCUUCUUUUCAACGAAUACAGACUGUGUAGUGAAUAAAAUAUUUACGUUGAUAUAUAUAUGAAUUGAAUUCCAAGUGACUCUUACCGUUGAUCCUAUUGAGCUGUAUGCUUCAUCUUUUGUUUUACACAUAUAUGUAAAGAAGAAUAAAUAAACAGUUUUCUUUUUUUUUUACCUCGUUCUCAUUGUCUCACAUCUCUUUGCGCCGAUUGUUACUGUGUUAUUUCCUCUGUUUUUCUUAUUAUUCUCUACGAGAAAAAAAACGAUCAUUGAUUUUUGUCUUUUGAUGAAUAAUAAAUAGUAAUAUAUUUUAAAAUUUAGUUGUCUACAUUUACUACAAACAUAAAAUAAUCAAUAAAAUAUACUAGAAUUAUUUUAGUUUCAUUCAUAUUUACUCUAUACAAUUGGUUGGGUUCUCUUCAAAUGUUGAGUUGUGAUGAUUACGUCAUUGUAUUAUGACCGUUUCGUCCUAUCGUAGGACUUCUCAGGUGUGCGUAUUCACGAUUCCGCGUCGUGAUAUUCAAACCUAGGCAGGAUCGUGGAUGCGCACUUCUGAGAAGUCGCACGAUAGGACGAGAUGGCUGUCCAGUGCUUCCAGGUUUUCCUUGGUGGUUUCACUUCAAUGGACUCAUGAUCUCAAGUAUUAAAAUCACAUUGAUUUAUUUACAUGUUGUGUAAUACCUAUACGUAAAAAAAAUGACCACGUAACACAUUCGACAUUGUCAUUUUUACUCCAUCGUGACAAAAAACGUACCGUUCCUAAAAAGUUUUUGGAUAUUCUAACCAAUUCUAC